Messenger RNA from Salvelinus sp. IW2-2015, 2644 nucleotides. RefSeq names its product homeobox protein EMX2-like. The record is from RefSeq and is a predicted model, not a curated record. NCBI's taxonomy places the organism in Eukaryota, Metazoa, Chordata, Actinopteri, Salmoniformes, Salmonidae. Gene Ontology annotation, molecular function: DNA-binding transcription factor activity, RNA polymerase II-specific; RNA polymerase II cis-regulatory region sequence-specific DNA binding. Gene Ontology annotation, biological process: regulation of transcription by RNA polymerase II; neuron differentiation; central nervous system development. Gene Ontology annotation, cellular component: nucleus.
GGCCUGUGUCUUCCUAUGCCCUUUGUAAACCUCAAAUUACAAAUGAUGAACCUUUCGUCAGUGAAUGCUUGACUUGCAUUGAGCAGGAAUUAGCCUACGCAAAAAGUUGUGUGUAGGGUAAUUUACGUAGGCCUAAAUGAAUGGGUCGUUUAUAUGUCAAUACAACACACCAACUGCACUGAAUAUGGUGUGGAUCCACUAUCCAUCGUCCCAAUCUUCCGGCCAAUAGAAAUUGGGGAGCCUUCAACCCCUAACUAAUCACAAACUGAUAGGAGAAAAUGAAAACACGGAGAGACGAGGCCAGYGUAUGUAGUUGGGUAUGCUGUAAUUACCAUAAUAAUGGAAAAUAUAAAAUAAAUAUAAAGGGUACCCCUAAAAUGUAAAAUCGGUAAAACCCUAUUUAAACAGAACUAUGUGGUGGCUAUUGGUAAACACACCCAGGUCAAUGGUGUAGGCUACAUUUUAUACUAACAACGUAUCACACUUAUGUCAAAGAAUGUUAAACCGACUCUUAGCCCKGUACUUCAACAUAAAACUCAACACUGAUAAACAUAAAGGUCCCUUUAAGACCAACUGUCCCCAGGCCUUAUCGGUAGACAAAAAUGCAAACGUAAGUACCUUGAGCUUUUCUACUGGUUCAGCUGAGUAGCCUAUGUAAAAAUGUUCUGAAGAUCUGGUUCUGAACGAAUCCGUUCCGUUUUGCUCGAGUCCGCCUCUCCGUGCCUGUUCCUAUUGACGCACUUAAAGACUCUUCCCUCAACCUUAAGGCGAGUAGCAGCGACCAAUCACCAUGCCAUUACAGGCUUCAGAGGAAGCUGUUUAUGUGACUCCGGCGCUAAUUAGGCUCAUGAACUAACAAAUCGCUUGCACAACUGGUGAGGAACCGAUCACAUCCAUGGAUUGUCUGGCGCAGUUGACCACCUUUAUGGCUAUUUGUUGAUUUAUUGUUACUUUGGCUUCUAUUCUUGCUGCACUCUUCGUUCCAAAGUUAUUUAUGCUGACAAACUUUCUCGGUGUGGAGUAGUAACCUAUUUUUUUUUUACGAAGAACGCCUGCACCUCUUAAACUCUAUGCUGGGGAAUCUUGACUAUCAAACCAUGUUUCAACCUACACCGAAGAGGUGUUUUACUAUAGAAUCGUUGGUAGCGAAGGAUAAUCCUCUACCAGUGUCGAGGUCUGAGGAGCCCAUACGACCAGCAGCUCUGAGCUAUGCAAACUCCAGCCAGAUGAAUCCKUUUCUGAACGGGUUUCAUUCCAGCGGCAGGGGCGUCUACUCUAAUCCGGACUUGGUGUUCGCUGAGGCGGUCUCACAUCAGAACAACUCCGGUGUCCCAGUUCAUUCGGUACCACCUCCACACGCUUUGGCUCACCCACUUUCAUCSUCACAUAGUCCGCACCAUCUUUUUGCCAGCCAGCAAAGGGACCCCUCAACUUUUUACCCAUGGCUAAUACAUAGAUAUAGGUACUUGGGUCACAGAUUCCAAGGUAAAAGUGUGGUUUCAGAACCGAAGAACCAAGUUCAAGCGGCAAAAGUUGGAAGAGGAGGGUUCAGAUUCGCAACAGAAGAAGAAGGGGACCCAUCACAUAAACCGAUGGAGACUCGCAACUAAACAAGGAUCGGGAAGCCCGGAGGAAAUUGAUGUAACUUCAGACGAUUAAAAUACGAAAUUGUUUGAACCUGGGACAGCCGUGUGGCGUGAAGGAUGACAUGGCUAAGGAUGCUGUGUACAGAGAGACAGAGAGAGGGUAAAGCCAAUGUCACAUUUCGAUUCUUCGGAGAUCGGCAGCUGAGGGUGAGAGAUCCGAUUGGUGGCACUGCUGUCACUACCAUGGGUCUGUCAAACCAUAUCAAAUUYCCCAGGCAAAAGUGAUUGACAGUAUCGCAGUCCACCUACCUGACCACCUUCCACGCAUCAACCCACCACUACAAUCUCCCACGAACCACCCAAAAAUUAAUCUCCAAUUCACAUUGGACAUUUGCACUUCUGAAAGUUUCUAAAUACGAACGUUUCCACUCAAGAUACCAAAAUCCACAACUGUUUUUGUAAAACUUAAAUUGCAUGGUAGACUUUCUGGUAGUUGUUUAAUUUGAUAAUUUUCUCAAAAACAACGUUGUUUUAACUCUAUUUUCAAUCUCAGAGAUGUUGUGCUUCUUCCUUUUUACAAAGUGUGCAGUCUUUUAAUUAAUGAUUAUCGUGUUAAAGUGAUUGUGAGAACAGUAUGAAGUAGCAGUGCUGCGUUAUAGUGUUUUUAAAGAAAAUGUAUUUCGAAAACUUUAUAAAAGUUUAUCAAACCACAGAUAAAGUACUUAAAGGGAAAGUAUCCAGGACAUUCCUUAAACCUAAAGCUUUACCAUGUCUCCGUUAUUCUGUCACGAGCAUAUUGUCAGGAUUUGACCCUCCCGUGAGAGUUGCCACAAAGGACUAAUGCAAGAAUUGACUGCCGUAGAGGCGAGAAAACGUCAAGCACUGAGCGUAUCCAUGUACAGAGAUACUAAAAGUUAAUGUUUCUGUUAAACCCUCUUUUAUCAGAAUGUAAAUAAUGUUGUGUUUGUGUUAAGUUUGCUACAAUUUUAACACAAAGUAUACUUCCAAGAAGUAUGUAAUUGUUAAUAUUUUGUCAAUAAAGUUUUAUCAAUAUGUUG